UGCGGACACGUCUUUUGUACUCCGUGCCUGCAGGAAUGUCUUAAGCCGAAAAAGCCACUUUGUGGUGUCUGCCGCAGCACCCUGUCGCCUGGUAGCAGAGCUCUGGACUUGGAAAAACAAAUUGAAACGACAGAAACCACUUGUAAUGGCUGCAAUAAAAAAAUGUAUCUCUCAAAGAUGCGUAGCCAUGCAGCUUCUUGUUCAAAGUACCAGAAUUAUAUAAUGGAAGGUGUGAAGGCAGUAACUAAGGAACCACUUCACAACACCAGGAACUUCCCAAAUCGCUUUACGUUUCCUUGUCCAUAUUGCAGCGAGAAAAACUUUGAUCAAGAAGGACUAGUUGAACACUGCAAAACAUUGCACAGCAUGGAUGCAAAACAAGUGGUUUGCCCAAUUUGUGCAUCAAUGCCAUGGGGAGAUCCAAAUUACAGGAGUGCUAACUUCAUGGAGCAUCUUCAAAGACGACACCGCUUUUCGUAUGAUACUUUUGUGGAUUAUGAUGCUGAUGAAGAUGAUAUGAUGGCACAGGUUUUGAUGCGUUCUUUGCGGGAUAAAUGAACCAACUAGAAGACUUAACUGUAAAACCAAGCUUCCAUGAAGGGGAAAUGCCCAGCAUCUUCGCACUUCUCCCUGUACAUCCCAAGAUGAACUCAGGCAUCCAGAAAUACGGAAGACUUUAAUCCCUGCCUUGGUUUCAAACUCUGGUUUGAUAUUUCUGUACCACUCAGUCCCUUGUUAACAGUCUAUGCCAUUCAACCCUGUCAGCCUAAUUUUCUUACUUGUUUCAUACUAAGCUUAAUUACAUGUGGGUCAACAUGGAGGAGACAAAUCUGCUUUCCUUUACCAAUGCCUAUUUCUUGGUUUCUUUUGCAGUUGGUUCGACUGUCCAAAACCAUUCCAAAUGGAAUGGCCUGAACUAGUUAAUAAACAUCUCUUCCCAAUCCCAUUUACAUAUCUUAAAUGGUAGUAUGAGAGGUGUAUUUGUAGCUCUCUUUUCCUUUAGUGAGACCUCUAGGUGCUAACUGUACUUGUCAGACCAGCACUCAUUUAAAGUGACCUAUGAUGCCUGUGAUUUCAUAAUGUUUCCCGGUGUUUAAAUUCUUAUAGGCAGCCUCUCACCUAUAUGGAAAACGUCUUCAGUAUGAGUCUUCAAACUACAAACUUCUUUAUAAAAUUUUUGCACCUGUAUAAACAACUAGUUCAAAAUAUUUUAGUUCGAUGCAUGAUUAUUACUUUCUCCCAUACUUUGACCAUAAGAAAAUAAAAUUUACUGUUGGUCUUAGUUAAAAUGCAUCUUUUUUUUUUUAACUGUCUUAGCAAAUAUUAAUUGUAUUUGCUGGCUUUAUGAUUAAAAUUGGUGGAUUUGAAACUGGUUUUCUAGUGAUUUUAAGCAUUAUGAUGAUAGGGGAAUUCAAACUGUUUUUUUCAAUACCUCUGCUUUCUAUUUAAAAUCAAGGUCUCAUAUAUAUUCCUAGUUUUUCCAUCUCUCAAGGCAAGCUGGUGGCAAAACUUACCAGUAAUUCAUAGCACUACCUUUCUGCAUUACAGAUUUUUAAAAGGUAUUUUGAAUUCCUGGUUUUCAUGUUGCUAAAGUAGCUGAAGCUGUACGUAGAUUGUUUUCCAUAUAAUAUUACGUGUAUAGUAUGCAGGUAUAGCUUUCAAAGAAAAAAGUAAAGUAUAACCCAGAAAGCAGGGUGGCAAUUCCAGCAGAUGGUAAAUGGAUACUCUGUGUUCAAGUCUACACUUUUACUAUAGAGAUUCCUUUUUAGUUUAAUGUUUUCAUUAACUGCACGGUCAAGAUACUGAUAUAUAAUGAUUUAAGACACCUGCCCAGAACUUGUAAAUCACACUAGUGUUGAGAUGUCUAGUCUAAUUUAAGCAUGCAUAAUUGGAGCAGUGGACCUGCACCGCCACAGAAUUGAGUACUAAUUAAUUUAUUUGCCCAGUAAACUUAGUAUCAUCACACUCUGCAGACUGCAGCAUAGCCUCACCCUUGAAACAACGAAACACACCACAGCUAGAACCUUGAUUAAGCAUUGUGCCUAGCCAGACCUCUAACAUUUACGUUGAACUUGGUUUGAGUAGGUUUUCCCCAACUUGGUAUGGGCUAUUAUAGACUCAUCCUUAAGUAUCUGCUUGGUGACUGGAAGCUCAGUCGUGGCGGGAGGGAAAUACUAAUCUCAUGGUACUGUGGGAAAAGUGCUGUGGUGUUGGUUAUUUUUAAUGCUUGAUCUGCAAAGAGAUUACAAUAUAUUAGUGGUUGGAUGGGGAUUUCUGGGUUCUGGCUAGAAUGCAGUUUGGUGAUACCCAUUGACCAGAAUCUAGAUUUCUGCUGCUGUUCUAAGUGCACUUCCACGCAAUUCUGAUAUAAUGUUUAAGGAGCAGUUAGGAGCUUCCGAGCAAUUACUUUAUCAUGUUACUGACUUUUGAAGACAAGUUACAAAUAAAGUUCAUUUAAUUUAUAAAAUCCUA
Molecule: messenger RNA, 2472 nt
Organism: Athene cunicularia (burrowing owl)
Lineage: Eukaryota; Metazoa; Chordata; Aves; Strigiformes; Strigidae
Gene: RNF114
Product: ring finger protein 114
Exons: 6
Biological process (GO): protein polyubiquitination; ubiquitin-dependent protein catabolic process
Molecular function (GO): ubiquitin protein ligase activity
Source: RefSeq, a predicted model, not a curated record